AAUUUAAAAAAAGAGAGAGGAGAAAAUCAGUGUUUUUGGAUUGCAAGCUUCAUUCCAUUGCAGUUAAUCCACCAUUAGAAGCAGCCUCUGCUUUGCUUCUCUCUCUCUCUCGCAAUCAAUCAUUCUCUGCUCUUUUUUGCUCUUCUGGUCCAAUCGCAACCCCCUUUCCCUUUGUCCACACUCCCUCCCUCUCUUCAUUGCAGAGACUUUCUUCUUCUUCUUCGGUCUUCACCUCUCUCUCUCUCUCUCUAAAGGGAAGGUUUUGCAGGAGCUGCUGGCAGUAUUCUGAAUUUCGAGUGUCGGGCAGGAACUGCUCUCGAGGGAGAGUGACUGUUUGACGUUUUUGGGCAAACCCCACAAUCUAAUUUGCCCGAAACAAGAAAAGGGAAACCCCCAAAACCACAAAGUUCUCUCCUUUCACGUCUCCAACUCUUCUCUUCUGUUGAUCGUGCAGCGGGUCCUUCAAAGAGCUCUGCUGAUGAACAUUCCCAAAGAAGAUAUGGGUAGUGACCCUUGGAGGGCAUUCUCCAAGUCUAAAUCUUCACGGGACACUACUCUCUUCUCAAGCUCACUGCCUGUUCUUCCCCAUGAAAAGCUUAACUUGGAUGAGAACGAAAAUGGUUCUCCGUCUAUUGAUGAGGGAACCGGUUCAUUUGAAGAUGCUGAUUCUCAUGCACUGUAUGGCUUACUCCCUGAUGAUGAGAACGAGCUUUUAGCUGGAAUAAUGGAAGAUUUUGACCUGAGUGGCCUGCCUAGUUCAUUAGAGAACUUGGAAGAUGAUGAUAUUUUUGGAGGGAUCGAACUGGAGAUGGACCCUCAAGAAAACCUUGCUCAGAAUAUCUCGAAGAUGAGUUUGUCAGGGAAUUCUUCCGUGCCUCAAUAUGGGUUCUCGAAUGGUACAGGAACUGUUAGCGGAGAGCACCCUUAUGGUGAGCAUCCUUCUAGAACGCUGUUUGUCCGGAACAUCAAUAGCAAUGUCGAAGAUUCAGAACUAAGAUCUCUCUUCGAGAUAGCAAGGAGAUUAAUUUGGCUCGGCAGAUUAAAUUUUGGUCUGUUGGUACAGCAAUAUGGUGAUAUUAGGACCAUGUACACUGCCUGUAAGCACAGAGGGUUCGUAAUGAUAUCUUACUAUGAUAUCCGUGGUGCUCGAACUGCAAUGAGGGCCUUACAGAAUAAGCCCCUACGAAGGAGGAAGCUUGACAUCCACUUCUCAAUCCCAAAGGAAAAUCCAACGGACAAGGACAUCAACCAAGGGACCUUGGUUGUGUUCAACUUGGACCUGUCAGUUUCAAACGAACAGCUACUUAAGAUAUUUGGUUGUUAUGGUGAGGUUAAAGAGAUAAGGGAAACCCCUCAGAAGAGGCACCACAAGUUCAUCGAGUAUUAUGAUGUUAGGCAUGCAGAAGCUGCCCUUAAGUCUCUUAACGGGUGUGAUAUUGCUGGUAAAAGGAUAAAGCUUGAACCCAGUCGCCCUGGUGGGGCCCGUAGAAGUUUGAUGUUUCAGCUGAACCAAGAUCUCGAACAAGAUGACUCCCGGAGUUUCCGGCCUCAUCAAGUGGGCUCGCCGAUUACCAGCUCUCCUCCUGGUAAUUGGAUGCAGCUCAGCAGCCCGAUGGAGCAUAGACCUAUGAUGAAUAUUGGCCAAAUUUCUGAUUUCAAGGGUAACGGACCUUCUUAUAACGGCCAUAUACCUGGUUUGGCUUCGAUUUUGCAUCCUCAAAUGUCUAGCUCCCUUAAGAUUGCUCCUAUCGGCAAGAAACAGGGGAUUGGUAAUAAUGGAUUUCAGCAUGCUCAUUCACUCCCUGUACCGAAGCUUAGCGAACAUUUUGGAUCAGUAUCUUCAACCGGCCUUUCAACAUCAAAUGGAUCAUUGGAAACUUUAUCUGGGCCCCAGUUUCUAUGGGGAGGUUCGAAACCGUACUUUGAGAGCCCUGCUUCUUCCUCCCCCUGGGCAACACCACCCAUGAGGCACCAGUUCAUGCAUGAAGAAAAGGCCCCUAAUGCUUCUUUAUCAGGGCAGUUGGGUCCAUUCCUCAGCUCGUCGUCUCAUCAUGUGGGCUCUGCCCCACCAGGUUACCCUCUGCAGAGGCAGUUCAGUUCCUUCCCAGAGUCUCCCGAGGCCUCCUUUAUGAGGCCGCCUCCCUUUCAGAUGAACCUUAACUCACGAGGUGCUCCGGGGAGUUUGUUCGAAAACAGGCUGACGAAUUUCCCGGUGAUUUCUCCACCAGGACUUAGUCCUGUGUUCAUGGGGGGUGUUGGGCCCUACCCGCCAUUUGGAACCAAUGGGAUGGAUGGGUUGGAUGAGCACAUAAGGGCUCAUAGGAAUGAGAGUGGUAGGAUUGAGGUGGACAGCAUCAGGAAGCAGUUUCAGCUCGACUUGAGUAAGAUUAUCAGCGGUGAAGAUACUCGAACGACCUUAAUGAUAAAAAACAUUCCGAACAAGUACACUUCGAAAAUGCUGCUAGCUUCCAUUGAUGAGAAUCAUCAGGGAACUUACGAUUUCCUCUACUUGCCAAUCGAUUUUAAGAACAAGUGCAACGUGGGCUAUGCUUUCAUCAACAUGAAGUCUCCUGCACACAUAAUUCCAUUCUACGAGCACUUCAAUGGGAAGAGGUGGGAGAAGUUUAACAGCGAGAAAGUCGCUUCCUUGGCAUACGCUAGAAUUCAGGGGAAGGCAGCCCUUGUUGCCCACUUUCAGAAUUCAAGCUUGAUGAAUGAAGAUAAACGGUGCCGCCCAAUUCUUUUUCAAUCAGAGGGUCCUGAAGCUAUAGAUCAGGACAUAUUCGUUUCCAGUGCAAAUGUUCAGAUUCACUGGCCAAUCAAGUCAGAGCCUAGUGACCCUCCUGCGAAUUUAGCAGGUGAGAAGCCUGAUAAGAUCUCAACGGGACUCAAUUUCCCCCGCUAGCCCAAUAACGCUGACUCGGGAUUCCUAGCUCCGGGGGGGAAGACGAAUGGUCGUAGGUGGAAUUUUUGUACAGUGGCUUGUGGUUUUACUAGAUAGUCAGGUCGGACCGUAUUAAUAGAGCUCGGAACUGAGCAGAAGCAGCUGCCGAUUUUGCUGGUGCUGUUCUAGGGGAAAAGUUGCCCCUAUUUUGUGCAGUUUUUCCUCACUUUUUCUAGCUCAAAAAGAGUUAUAAUGCCCUCAUCUCUUUUAUGGUGAUCUGGGGAUGUAACAUUAUAAUCUGCAAAGAUGUAUAGCCGUAGUGAGGGGGGAAGGAAGAAAGAACGGAGAAGGUCCUCUUUUGAUUUUUUGUUAAGAAUUUUCAGUUUCUUUUGGUGGGUCUUUUAUUUGUUGAAGGUCUUCUUGGAACAAUACAUUUGAACGGUUUCAUGUUUUGAACUUCCUGCA
This is a messenger RNA of Punica granatum (pomegranate), 3349 nucleotides long. NCBI's taxonomy places the organism in Eukaryota, Viridiplantae, Streptophyta, Magnoliopsida, Myrtales, Lythraceae. The record is from RefSeq and is a predicted model, not a curated record.